Chroicocephalus ridibundus (black-headed gull) is the source of this 7720-nucleotide messenger RNA. RefSeq names its product opsin-3-like. Gene Ontology annotation, cellular component: photoreceptor outer segment; plasma membrane. Gene Ontology annotation, biological process: phototransduction; cellular response to light stimulus; G protein-coupled receptor signaling pathway. Gene Ontology annotation, molecular function: G protein-coupled photoreceptor activity. The transcript is spliced from 5 exons. Bases 636 to 1760 code for a protein of 374 amino acids. Lineage: Eukaryota; Metazoa; Chordata; Aves; Charadriiformes; Laridae. The record is from RefSeq and is a predicted model, not a curated record.
GGGAUCCGCGGGGGUUCCGCGGGAGGCGCUUUCCGCCCCUCGCCGCCGCCGGAGCCCGGCCGCGCAUCCCCUCCAGGGGGGGCUGCCCGGCCGGUGCCGAAGCCAGGGAUCCUCCUGCACGUCGCCGCUCGGGACACCUCUGCCGGAGACUUAGGUGGCUUUUUUACCGUGGUGUACCGUGGAUGAGAGAUGCAGAAAGUCACCUGUUGUCAGAGGAAAUAACAAUAGCUGCCCAUUGAUAGAAGGGCUGCCCAUUUGCUCUGAAGGAAGAGACCAUGCUGAAGCGCCUUUGGAAGACAUCUUCCAUUCUCAGCCUCAAAAAAGACCAUCUAACAUGAUCCUGGGUUUAAAUAACAAAGAUGAAUUUGAGGUGAUUGUUUGCUUGGUUUUGCUGCCCUGGGGUUAGCUGCAGAGCUGACCACUGGAAAGGCAGAGUGCAGGAAAACGCUCCUGUGCUGCGAUACAGCGUUUCACACCUGUGUAACCAUCCAAGAGGUACCUCUGCUGAGUGAAGAUCGCAAGAAUCCUGAGAUGAUUUGACCUGUAAUGGAGGGACACUUCUGGGAAACUGCUGGAGGACUUCAGUACAGGGCACCUGGCGUCUCUGCCCUCACCUAUCCGUGUGAAAGUCCGAAAUGAACCACACUUGGACAUACAACCUAAGCUUUGGUGCACCUACAGAUCCUGCUGAGCCAAGGCCUGGACUGUCACGAAAUGGGCACACAAUAGUGGCUGUUUUUCUUGGAUUUAUUUUGCUUUUUGGUUUCUUGAAUAACUUGAUUGUCCUCAUCCUCUUCUGCAAGUUUAAAACCCUCCGUAACCCAGUCAACAUGCUCCUCCUGAACAUCAGUAUCAGUGACAUGUUAGUGUGCAUCUCAGGCACUACCCUCAGUUUUGCAUCUAACAUCCAUGGCAAAUGGAUUGGAGGGGAGCAUGGCUGUAGGUGGUACGGCUUUGUCAAUUCCUGCUUUGGCAUUGUGUCCCUGAUCUCCCUGUCUGUCCUGUCCUAUGAACGCUACAGCACUCUCACCCUGUGCAACAAGCGCAGCGCUGACUACCGGAAGGCAUUGAUGGCAGUCGGUGGUUCAUGGAUUUAUUCCCUGGUCUGGACUGUGCCACCUCUGAUCGGCUGGAGCAGUUACGGGAUAGAAGGUGCGGGUACAAGCUGUUCGGUACGCUGGUCCUCUGAGUCAGUUGAGUCCACAUCCUAUAUCAUCUGUCUCUUCAUAUUCUGCUUGGUCAUCCCUGUGAUGGUCAUGAUGUACUGCUACGGUCGCCUCCUUUACGCUGUUAAACAGGUUGGAAAAAUCCACAAGAAUGCUGCCCGCAAAAGAGAAUACCACGUACUGUUCAUGGUAAUCACUACAGUUAUCUGUUAUCUCGUGUGUUGGAUUCCCUAUGGAGUUAUAGCAUUACUUGCAACAUUUGGUAAGCCAGGUGUGGUGAGUCCAGUUGCAAGCGUCAUACCUUCCAUCCUAGCAAAAAGCAGCACUGUUUGCAAUCCAAUUAUCUACAUACUUAUGAAUAAGCAGUUCUACAAAUGCUUUCGUCAGCUUUUCCACUGCCAACCUCCUUCCUCCACUGAUGGGGAGCCCACCUGCCACUCCAAGGUAACCGUUAUCCAGCUGAAUCAGAGGACGGAUGGUGGAAACGCGUGCAAUAACGAACCACGUCCAGAAGUGGACAGUAAAGUGAUUUCUCUCUUGCACCCAGAGCCAGGCCCGGAGCCAGUUUCAAAAGCCGUACCACCAAUGUCUUAGGAAGAUUGGCUCUGACGGAAAGUGCAAGCCUUAACCCAAGUGUGUUUCAUUUCACUGCCACAUUACCCAACUAACCUUAAAAUUAAUAAAGGAAGUUGCCAUUUGUGGGAUAGGAAAACUGUCAAGAACAAAAAUUGGGACUCUCUUGUAAGUUCCUUAGUAGCAGUAAAGAUGGCCACAACACUGCAGGUAUAGUUCAAUAAUGACAAAAUUUGAAGCAAUAUCAUUGACUUUCCUGUAAAUUAGUUAAUUGAGCACUUCGAAGUGGUAGAGUUUUAGUACUUAGUGAUCUGUGGAUCAAUGUCCUCCAGCAUCAAUCUAAAAGGCACACUGGACUAUCUAGUUUAGUGCCUUGCCUUUUCUGCCUUGUUCCAUCUGGUACAUGUCUUGGGAUUUCAGACUAGGUUGCUCAUAAAUAACCAUAAUUUCUGACAGUCCACUCAAGUUUUUGCUCAUGCUGGACAAUGAUGUUUUGAGGGAGGAAAGACAGUGACUGGACAGGCUAGUUUCUGGGUGGUGACAGCUAAUUUACAGCACAUCUUUUUGUUGAAGUCUAAGGUCAACAAAGUGAAAGAUGAGCUAAGGUAAUGAGUAGAGAUUACCACACAGAGAGGUGUCCCUGGGCUACAGAGGCUUAUCUGUCCUGCUGGAAAUGGGAGCGCUCCCAAGACUUCCAGACGUGGUGCACAUUUCAAAUGCCCAAAAUCUACUCUGGGGAAAAACAAUGGUCAGUGCCAGGCUUGUUCUCCUUUAGCACCUCUAACACUGCAGAACCCCAGCCAGAGACCAAGCAGCACUCCCAUCCCAAUCACACAAGGGCGAGAUCACAGGGCAUGCAGUAUUACACACUCAAUUUACCAAGGAGUCUUGCAGUUCAUUGGAACCUAGCAAUGAACCCAAGGAGGUAGGUCCCUCCACUUAGCUGUCACAGACCCCAAACUCUCCCUUAGAAUGAUCUGGUCCUGCUGGUUUUUGUUCAAAAACAGAAGGUGGGAUAGCACUGUAUUAAAGAUGGAACGGAGGGAAGGAAAAAAAAUUAAAAAAAAGACUAAAAAAAGCACUCCCUUUUGAAAAGAAGCUGUUUUCUUUGUGUGAGUACUCUCCUCACUAAAACAGGGAAUAAAUGGGUUCAGUUCCGUCCCGUGCCUUAGAAGAUGUGAAACCCCCUUCACAGGGGACAGCCCUAGUGUUGUAAGAGCCAUUACUGAAAACUGAAAUCUAAGUUCACAAAACACAUGAAUCAACCGUCUUUAAAAGAACAGCAGCAGUUUAAACCAUGAGGAUAUUUACACCAGUCCGUGUAUUAGGAUAUAUUCAGGUUUUAUUCUCUUUACUUUCUAAUGCCAUGUCUGGCUUGUUUUCUUCUAAGUCCCUACAACAGAGCUGCCAACAGAGCUCCCUGGGCUACGGGUCUCACAUUCCAGCCUAUCUUUUUUAGUACUACUCUAACUCAGUUUCUCUCUUUGCUUGGUAUUAACAACACAGCAGUGAGUUACUGACAUCUGUAUCCAGCAGGUAUAAAUGUGCCAAGCUGUCUAAAUUUUCAUCUACCUCACAGCUCAGUUUCCACCUCUUCCCUGCUCUCCCCCACUUACCUUCAGUGAUCUUAUGAUUUUUUUUGAAAUUAUUAAUAGCUUUUUGGCAGUUACAUGAUCCACAAAGUAUUUUUAAAAUUACGUUUGAACAUUUUUGUUCUGGAUAUAAUCACAAAGAUAAAGAAGAGGUAUGCACCUGCCUGCUUGAUGACUUGACCUUCCUUCUGUUAACCUGUUUUGCUGGCCAGUCUGCUCUGCGAAGUCCUACCUCACUUCCCAUUUGUUAUCCCAUUUGUUAUCUUUACACAUCUCUUUCUGUAUUAUCACUUCCUAGGUUUCUCUUCUGUGGCUGAAUUUCUUUGCAUUUCCUCCUACAUGUAUUAACCUGUAGUUUCCAAGUUGACUUCCUUUCCCUGUACUGCCCAUGGAGUACAUGCCUACAUACUUAUUUCUUUUGUCCAUGUACUUUUCACAUCAUUGCCCGAUUCGGUAUCAUCUGCAAUUUGUUUCAUAUCUCAGCAUUCCUCUAUGAUCAUCAUCAUCAGUAUGAAUGAAAACCAAAUUGCUUGAUAGCCUCUAGGGUGAAGAAUUUCCAUAUGCUACACUUCAAUAUUUGUCUUUGCUCACAGUCUUUAAGUUAGUUUUCAGUCAAUGCACAAUUGAUACAUAUAAAACAGCACAGACAGGCUUACACACAACCUAAGGAGACAUUAAUGAGCAUGAUGAGAUAUAAUCAUUGUCCCAACACUUUAUUGUCGGGACACAAUUAAUCUCAUAAUUAAUGUUCAUGCCCAUCUCUAACCUAGUUGGUCUAAAGCACUCUUUAUGCAGGAGACAGGCACAAUUCAUCUGACUUACUUUUGGUUCUCUACUUUAGGGUGGGAUGAAUUGUUCCCUGGAAGUGUUGUUCCUCUCCAGUGAGUGGGCAGAAACUGAAAAUAAAAGAGUCUGGCUGUUGCUAUCAAGCACCUUCUCUUCUACUCUCCCAGGUCAGACACUUUUGGAGCUUCGUGAAAAAAUAACGUAAUUGUUUUUUUCAGGAGCACUGUGAGAAGAAAUGAAAAUAAGGUGCGAUUCUUCUGACCAGAUGUGCCCACUGGUGCAGUUACCCACACCUGCGAUAGGUAUCACAGGCUCCUUUGUUGUCAAUAGAAGAAAGUGUACACUUUUAGGAAGCAGCGCAUGUCUGCUCACCUCAGAGCAGACAUUUAAAAAUGGAUCAUACAAGUCAUGCCCCAGAAGUUCCCAUUUCUUUCUGUUGACUGUAGGGGAAGCCUGAGCGCAGCAUGGAUACCUCUACUGUAUGAGUUCUACCUGCACUCCCAGGACAAGAUGAAAAUUUCACAUGUAGAGGGGAACACAGGUCUCAUAGCCAUAUUUAAGAGGUGCCUAUUAUUUUUUUUCUCUAAUAAGGCUGAGGCUGAUUAACACAAAGACAGACCUGCACUGGAGACAUCUAAAGCUAGGUGGCAUGAGACCUGCUCUCUGACUGACCUAGCCAUGGACCACGUACAGAAGUCAAUUUUAUGUGCAAAGAUUAAGAUGAGAGAAGAUGGCUUCUUUUACACUCAUAAGGAUUAAGGUACAGGAAUAGGAGUGAAAGCAGAUAAUUAAAAAGUAUUUAGGGAUGGGCCAGAAGACAAGCACAACUUAAGAAAAAGUAAAGCCUGAAAGGGAAAGCCUACGGUCUAUCUAUAGCAUGCAAAGAUCAAAAAGGGUGAAGGACCCCUUAGAAUGAAUGCCAUGGAGAAGUCCACGGGGCACAACACAAAGCCUGCUUUUCAUCAGUGGGCUGUAAAAAAGCUCAGUAAAAACUAGAUUAACAAGAUUAAUUGAUUAAUCCAGUAGUAGCAGUAUUACCACCAUGCCUAGGGGAUUUGGUCAAGAAACUGUUAAGCUCCAGUACAAACCAUCAGAAAUACUGCCAGUCUGAGUGACGAGGCUGCCAUGAGAUCUGUGUAGGGGUCUGAAGGGAACUGUGUGGGCAGUUCAGAGCCCCCUCAGAGCAGGGACAACUUUGAAGUUAGAUCAGAUUGCUCGGGGUCCCGUCCAGCCCUGUACUGAGUAUCUCCAAGGAUGGAAAUGGAGCUGUUGGAUCUUUUCAGAAGUUUACAGAAGCAUGCAAAAAUAAUAUUGUAGGCAUGACUCUGAAACCAGCAAGCAGGUGCGAAAAUGAUCAUCAGACCUGGUCUCUUCCAGAUCUGAUGCUUACGCUUUAAAACUUUUAGCUCUUAAAUAACCAAUGUAAAUUUCAUAGAAAGGAAAAAGUCGGAGUAUCUGGUAUGAUUUUAGCUUUGGCAAACAUGACUGGUGCAACCAUACAUUCAAAAUCACAAGAGAAGACACUUCUGUGUAGGCCACUCUAAUUUAAUGCUAAUACCUUUGCUGGAUUUUCUAAAGUCUCAUUUGGAUUACAACUGGGAAAAUGGAAAAAUGCAAAAUAAUUCUGCCUGUGUGGAGAAAAGUUGUUUUAUGGUAGACCAUUCAAAGGUGUGCUUUAUGAAUGUUUUAUAGUUGACUGACAAUGUUUCUGAAUAUUGCAUUGGACUAAAAAAAAAAGGACUGUGAGCACAGAAUAUUCUUUUAAAAAUAUUUAAAAAUAUAUUAUGACAAAGAAAUGAUGUGGCUGUCAGAGAAACAGUCAACCUGCAAGUUUGUUAUAACACUACAAUAUUAGAUGCUAAUAAAGUAUUAUGUAUUUCAAGAUAUUAUAUAUUAGUAUUUCAAAAUCCUUAGAAAGAUGCGUUACUUUUUCUUCCUAUUCAACAGAUAUCUAUGGUGUCACAAAGUGCUGGGUAUGGUUUAAACUCAAUCCAGUUGGCACAAAUAAACUCCUGAGCUUUUACAAUCUGUGCUGAAAACGUUUAAACCAGAAUUAAAUUAAGAUUAAAUUCCUUGCAUGGAUGGUUUAUACAAAUGAACAUAUACUAUGGAUUCUAAUCAAAGGGAAAAAAACGUUUUUCAAUUUGUUCUUGGCAAUUUUAAUAACUCAAGAGGUUUUAAAUUUCCAACAUGCAUCUUUGGUACACUCCAAUUAGGCUUUGUGGUUAGCACACUAAUUUAAAAAGAAUGUUCUCUAGUUUACAAGUAGAUGAAAUAUAGUUUAAUAUACCUGAAUACAACAGAUGCUGUAUGAAAGCAUCUAGAAUAAUAAGUGUAAUUCAAACAUUCAGCAAGAACUCGGCAUCAUUUUAACAAAAUGAUGAAAACAUUUAAAUAUACAUAAUCUGAUUAUUAUGCUCAUAAUAUGUCUCAUUUCACACACCACCACAAAUUUAGUUGCAGAAAAGAAUUUAGCUAGACACGCUAGUAAGUUUAUGUUUGAUUAUAUGUGCACUUGACAUCAUUACAAAUAAACAUAAAGCAUUUAGAAUGUAUAGUUUUCUAUAUGUCAGUCUACUUCUAUAGUUUCUCUUGAUUGGAUUUCAUGUACCACUGCAAAAUCUGUCACUCCUUGAAACUGGGCCAAAUGUGCCUCAGUUAUUCUUUGGAACACACAGUAAACGUAGCUCUGGCUUUUUAAAAUAUUAUGUUUCUAAAAACAAAGGGUUGUUUUACCUCUGUUUAGUUCAUGAAGUAUGACAAAUACUAACCACAAGAAAACCAAAUAUUUAUUAAAGAAUUUAAUUGUCAACAAAUGGCCCUGUGCCUAAGCUUAAUAAAUUGUGCAAUACUUGUCAUCUUUGAUGUACAGACACUUGCAUUAUAUAGUAGACCUAGAAAAUGACAUAUUUAUCACUUAAUGCUGAAUGCAAAAAGCCGUACAUUAAUCACAGUACGAUAUUCUGCAACAUCAGCGUAGACUGGAAAAUGCUGACCAGUAAUAUCAUAUAAUUUUAAAUGUAUUAUUCAAAUUUACACUAGAAUAGUAAAGAUUUGUUUAUGUGAUCUGGGGUGCUGUAAGAGGAGAGUUUGCUUUUUUAUCGCUGUCUUUCGGGAAGUAGGAGAUGGUCAAAUUUCGGAAUGCUUUUUAUUAGAAUAAGAAGAAUUUAAAGCUUAUGUAUUUGGUGGUAUUAUUCGUUUGUGUCAUAGUACUUGAACAAAACCGAGCUACAAAGGGUAAGCACUACGCUUUUCUGCCACCAACUGCUGGCAAACAGCUGAGUAAGUAACAGUAAUAAAGGCAACUCUUAAUACGUCAAAUUGUUUCUUUCAGUUCAUGCAAGUGUAUUUUUUCUAAGCAGAGCUGGAGCUCAGCUGCAUUCUUCUAUUCAACAUGCUCUCUGAAGCCAUUUCAAAUUUAAGUUCUUAGUCAUACAACGAUCUGCCAAUGUUGCAGUGUAAUGACGGUCUUGCUUGUACUAUUGUCUCGAUGCAUGCAAAUGAAGAUUAAAAUAACGUUAUCAACUAUUAAUGACGCAUAACUGUUAAAUCUGUAAUGUCAACUGUAAAGCCUCAAACAAGCCUUUCUUUCUCCCCGCAAUA